GCACGUGAUGGCAAGCUGAGCCCUUUUUGUUGAUGAUGGCGCGUUUCCUCUCCGACUUCACCACGCGUGUCAGUGGAAUUGAAAGAGGAGACGAUGGACUAGAAGCACAUGAGCGCAUAGUUGCGUCCAACCCCCGAUCAGUUCCUCCAACUACACCCCCCCCACACUCCACUUCUCGUUCGAAUCAUGAUGUAGCUCCCUCGAGAGACACAUACCAUUCUGUUCGCAUCCGCCGUCGGUCCUCUCAUGAGCUGAACGACAGAUUUAUCCCCGAAACAUUGUCUCUGGAUCCAAGAGCGGCAUACAACCGUAUAUCAGAAAGCAUUUCACCUUCUUCCUCGUCGCACAGACUAAGGACUGUGAUACCAUCUGACUCGGAUGCCCAACAAGACCAAGCGAAUCACACGUAUAAAUCCUUGCUGGCCAGCGAGCUAUUCCCAGAAUCUUCCUUAGAGGAAGCAUCCAUGUCUUCCUCAGCAAGCACCCCCCCGCAAACCCCAACUAAAAGACGAAUAUUCAGUUACUCGAGUCCUGGGGCAUCUGGCUCGCGCUCUUCAAAUCGAAACCGUCCCGGCCUGGACAGUCCCUCCCAUGAGGCUUAUUCCACCAGUCCUCUGCGGAACACAAGCCAGCGCCUCCUUACAAGUCCUCAGCGGCCUGUGCGAGUGGUGGGGAAGACUCCUUAUAAAGUCCUAGAUGCUCCAGACCUGGCAGAUGACUUCUAUCUCAAUCUAGUUGAUUGGUCUAGCACCAAUAUAUUGGGAGUCGGACUAGCAUCAUGCGUAUAUCUCUGGUCCGCAGAAACCUCUCAGGUGACUAGGCUACUCGAUUUGACAGCAGAGGAUGAUUCCAUCACUGCCCUCAGCUGGGUUCAGCAUGGCUCCACCUUGGCAAUUGGCACGAAAAGGGGAUUAGUGCACAUAUGGGACGCGAACACAUGUACCAGAAUUCGGAGUAUAUCCGGCCAUACACAUCGUGUGGGCUCCCUAUCGUGGUCGGGGCACACCUUAGCCUCUGGAUCUAAAGAUCGAUCGAUCCAUCUUCGAGACACACGUACGUGUGAUAACUCGUAUAGAGAAUUUAGUGGGCAUAGGCAGGAAGUUUGUGGCUUAAAAUACAGUGUCCUACAACCGACGUUUUUGGCAAGCGGAGGGAACGACAAUAAACUUUUCGUCUGGGAUGAGCGAAAGAUUCGCAUCUCUUCGGCCAAUGCAGUCCCUAGCUUUGGCCCCCAAUUCCAAGCCACAGCUGCUCUACAUAAAUUUCAUGAACAUACCGCCGCUGUGAAAGCAAUUGCUUGGAGUCCGCAUGCACUGGGAAUUUUGGGAAGUGGUGGGGGCACACAAGAUAAAAAGUUGCGAUUCUGGAACACCGGAACUGGUUUGAAGAUCAGCGAGUUGGACACAGGAUCUCAAGUGUGUAAUUUGACCUGGUCACUCAAUUCCAAUGAGGUUAUCUCAACGCAUGGCUUUUCGUCAACACAAACGCAAAACCAAAUAUGCAUUUGGCGCUAUCCAUCUCUUGACCAAACUGCGACGUUCUCUGGUCACACACACCGAGUAUUGUAUCUGGCCAUGAGCCCAGAUGGGAGAACCAUUGUGACAGGGGCCGGGGAUGAAACCCUCCGAUUCUGGGCCGCACUUCCGGAACGAAAGGAUUCAAAACGAGAAAAACGCGCCGAAGAUGUCAUGGGAAGGAUCCGUUGAGGUAUCAUUAUAUAUUAUGUUCAAAUUGUAUAUAGUUGGUUACCAAAAGUGUCACAAAUACGAACCAAAGUCAGAGCCUGUAUACUACAUCUUCACUCAAUAAAAUAUCGUUUCCUUC
Cantharellus anzutake is the source of this 1824-nucleotide messenger RNA. RefSeq names its product WD40-repeat-containing domain protein. The transcript has 8 exons. Gene Ontology annotation, molecular function: ubiquitin ligase activator activity; protein binding; anaphase-promoting complex binding. Gene Ontology annotation, biological process: positive regulation of ubiquitin protein ligase activity; anaphase-promoting complex-dependent catabolic process; positive regulation of anaphase-promoting complex-dependent catabolic process. NCBI's taxonomy places the organism in Eukaryota, Fungi, Basidiomycota, Agaricomycetes, Cantharellales, Hydnaceae. Gene Ontology annotation, cellular component: anaphase-promoting complex. The coding region runs from base 33 to 1706 and encodes 557 amino acids. The record is from RefSeq and is a predicted model, not a curated record.